This is a messenger RNA of Bacidia gigantensis, 357 nucleotides long. RefSeq lists its product as uncharacterized. The record is from RefSeq and is a predicted model, not a curated record. Lineage: Eukaryota; Fungi; Ascomycota; Lecanoromycetes; Lecanorales; Ramalinaceae. The transcript is spliced from 2 exons. The coding region runs from base 1 to 357 and encodes 118 amino acids.
AUGGCGCCCAGCGUGGCCUCCAAACGUGCAUCAAAGCGUUUCUCCACCUUCAGCGCUCCUUCAAUCGCUGCCUCAGAUACUACAACCCGGACAACCGGCACGACCGGUACGGGAGAUCCACGGAUGGCAGAGAUCAAAGAGUGGACACAGGGACUCGAGCGCCUGGAGCAAAAAGAAUUACAAGAGCAACGAUACGCACCCACACAAGAGAAGACCGACAGCCUCAGCAAGCUGGCAUUAGGCGCCAAGGUAGAACGGGCGUUGGGACGGAGAAUGACAGACCAAGAUGCAACAUUCAGACCAAAGCUGUUAACUGAAAAAUCUCCAUUGGGAAGGUCAGCAUCAAGCGUAGUAUGA